AUGUCGCCCUCCGCCCCGCCCGCGCCCGCCCGCUUCCUCCUCUUCGCCGCGGCCCUCGCGCUGCUCCUCCUCUCCCCAACCCUAGCGGCCUCCGACCCCGCCGCCGAGCCCUGCGCGGCGCCCCUCGACGCCGCAUCGCUGGACGGCGGGGGCGGGGGAGAGGUCGCGCUCUGCCCCGUGCGGUGCUUCCGCCCCGACCCCGUCUGCGGCGCCGACGGCGUCACCUACUGGUGCGGCUGCCCGGAGGCCGCCUGCGCCGGCGCGCGGGUGGCGCGGCGCGGCUACUGCGAGGUCGGCGCCGGCUCCGCGCCCGUCUCCGGCCAGGCGCUCCUGCUCGUCCACAUCGUCUGGCUCUUCGUGCUCGGCGCCGCCGUCCUCCUCGGCUUCCUCUGA
Messenger RNA from Triticum turgidum subsp. durum (durum wheat), 393 nucleotides. The record is from the annotation of a GenBank genome assembly. Lineage: Eukaryota; Viridiplantae; Streptophyta; Magnoliopsida; Poales; Poaceae.